Molecule: messenger RNA, 1296 nt
Organism: Myxocyprinus asiaticus (Chinese sucker)
Lineage: Eukaryota; Metazoa; Chordata; Actinopteri; Cypriniformes; Catostomidae
Product: neuronal acetylcholine receptor subunit alpha-2-like
Exons: 6
Coding region: 154-1296 (380 amino acids)
Biological process (GO): regulation of membrane potential; chemical synaptic transmission; nervous system process
Cellular component (GO): synapse; neuron projection; postsynaptic membrane
Molecular function (GO): acetylcholine-gated monoatomic cation-selective channel activity; transmembrane signaling receptor activity
Source: RefSeq, a predicted model, not a curated record
UGGAUUCAUGCACAUGCAGAGGACAAACUCUUUAAAAAACUCUUUGAUGGUUACAAUAAAUGGUCGAGACCCGUGCAAAACAUCGGUGAUGUUGUUAUAGUCAAGUUUGGCCUCUCCAUCGCCCAGCUUAUUGAUGUGGAUGAGAAGAAUCAAAUGAUGACAACAAACGUUUGGCUGAAACAGGAAUGGAACGAUUAUAAAUUGCGCUGGAACCCCUCUGAUUAUGAUAAUGUAAUGUCCAUUAGAGUCCCAUCAGAGAUGAUAUGGGUACCUGACAUUGUCCUGUACAAUAAUGCCGAUGGCGAGUUUGCUGUGACUCACAUGACCAAAGCCCACCUCUUCUACACGGGCGAGGUAAGCUGGGUUCCCCCUGCCAUCUACAAGAGUUCCUGCAGUAUUGACGUCACCUUCUUCCCGUUUGACCAACAAAACUGCAAGAUGAAAUUUGGUUCCUGGACCUAUGACAAGGCCAAGAUCGAUCUAGAGCAAAUCGAGAACACCGUGGACUUGAAGGACUACUGGGAGAGUGGAGAAUGGGCCAUCGUCAAUGCUGUGGGGACCUACAACACAAAAAAAUAUGACUGUUGCCACGAGAUCUACCCGGACAUCACCUAUUUCUUCAUCAUUCGUCGUUUGCCUCUGUUCUACACCAUAAACCUCAUCAUUCCAUGCCUGCUCAUCUCCUGCUUGACUGUUCUGGUAUUUUACCUGCCAUCAGACUGCGGAGAGAAGAUCACGUUGUGUAUUUCCGUCCUCCUUUCCCUCACUGUCUUCCUCCUCCUCAUCACGGAGAUAAUUCCUUCAACAUCUUUGGUCAUUCCACUGAUUGGAGAAUACCUUCUCUUCACCAUGAUCUUUGUCACACUCUCUAUAGUCAUCACCGUAUUUGUGCUGAAUGUCCACCAUCGUUCUCCAAGCACCCAUAAAAUGCCCCAUUGGGUAAAGUCGGUAUUCCUGGAUCUCAUCCCUCGCUGGCUUUUCAUGCAACGUCCUGAACCUGAUCAGAAUCACCAAAGGUUGCUUGUUUUGCAGGAGAAGAACAAGACUCCCAAUCUCAGCACGUCCAAAAGUUGGUUGCACCAGGAAACAGAUGUGGCAUGUAUCCUCCGAGCUUUGGACGGGGUGCAGUACAUCGCUGAUCACCUGCGUGCUGAGGAUGAAGACUUUUCUGUCAAGGAGGACUGGAAAUAUGUGGCGAUGGUGAUUGACCAUAUCUUCUUGUGGAUGUUCAUCAUUGUGUGCCUACUGGGGACAGUUGGUCUCUUCUUGCCUCCCUGGAUAUCAGGAAUGAUCUGA